AUGAAUCGACGAUCGGUCAUACAAAAAGGUCUCACCGAGCUGUUCUCGGUCAACAAUCUCCUCGUUCAAUUGGCCCUUCUCGGCAUCGGUUUUCUGAUCUCUCUCUACUCGUUUUUCUCUCUAAAAGUAUUCGUCGAUGUCUACAACAUCUCGACGAGCAGCCUUGCCAUCGUGCAACUGUUGUUUCUCGUUUGGAAUGCGGUCAACGAUCCGUUGAUGGGAUAUUUACAGGAUGUCGGUUGCGGGAUCUCGUGGAUAAUGGACAGACGCAAAGUCAUGAUGUACGCUGGGCCAUUUUGGGCCCUCGUCUCAUUGGUCUUUUGGUUUCCCGUGGCCACUUCAAAUCAGCUCCUCGUUGCCAUUCACUACUUGGUCGCGCUUUUCACGUACGACACAAUGAUGACCCUCGUCUGCUCAGCGUACUGCGGGAUUUGUGUUGAGGUUGGCGGCGAUCACAAAGGCCGCGUAAACAUUAUCGUUUUGGGCGAACUGUUCGCGAUUUUCGCUGGAUUCAUCAUUUUUCCGAUCGAUUACUUCUCGAAGAACUUGAUGGACUAUGGGAGAUUUCAGAUGUGUGCCGUAGUUGCUUGUAUUUGCGGUGGGGUGAUGAUGGCCGUGGCGGGGAAAUAUUUGGUGAUGCCCGAGAUGGGCACGAGAAAGGCUGAGGAGAAUGUUGAACUCAAUCAAGGAGAAGGAAAUCAUGAAAUAAAAAACACGUGGAUGAAAGCAAUGCAAAUCUCGUGGCAAAUCAUCAAACAACCACGCUUCUUGUGCUUGAUUGCAUCAAACUUUUUCAGAAGCUUACGAACAAUGGCAGCCGAUCAAUUUCUGUUGAUAUUCGUCGAGUCUUUGCUUUCCCGGAAUGGCUAUAUGCCGACUGGAUCCGUCGAGCUGUCGAUUUAUUAUAUUCUUGUGAGGACUGUGGGAAGGGUUCUGUUCCUCUUCCUCUUUUACCCAGUCCACCGACAUGGAGCUCAUCCAACGAUGCUCGGAUUGAAUGCGGUGGCGUUGAUUGCAGCCAUUGCAAUGCUUUUCACGGGUCGAACUUCCUAUGAAGCUCUUGCUUUUUAUAUUUUAGUCGAGAAUAGCUUGGGUCGCUGCGGAGCGCACGGUCUCUAUUUGAUAAUCACCGGCGAGGUGAUCGACACGGACAACGUUUUGUAUAAGAGAAGUUCUCCCCUCUCAACACUCAUCUUCACAAUCAAAGCUCUUUUCAAUAAACCCGCCGAGCAACUGGCUCCAAUUUUUAUGCUUUUCAUGCUCGAUGCUGGUGGUUACAGUCGCUUCAAGGCCGAGUGCGGGGCAGUCGCCUCCCAGCUUACCACUACACCCGCUUCUUUUAUCUCGUCGAGUGACCCCACUCAUUGUGUGGAUCUCUUCGAUUCGAUGUUUUUGGUGCUCCUUUGGUGGCCGUUAAUUUGUAUCAUCGGAGAGUCGAUAUUUCUUGCUUUGGAUAUGUAUUUCAAAUACCGUCUUUCAACGCUCGUUCCACGGGAGAAUCUCGAUUUCAUGACUCGUCGACUCUCAGCUUGCUCCAUGCUAUCGCUCACGAAGCCCGUC
This is a messenger RNA of Mesorhabditis belari, 1560 nucleotides long. The record is from the annotation of a GenBank genome assembly. Lineage: Eukaryota; Metazoa; Nematoda; Chromadorea; Rhabditida; Rhabditidae.